Molecule: messenger RNA, 2328 nt
Organism: Leptosia nina
Lineage: Eukaryota; Metazoa; Arthropoda; Insecta; Lepidoptera; Pieridae
Source: the annotation of a GenBank genome assembly
AUGACACCGGCGGGCCUCAAACCCGUGGCAUUUCGUCUAGAACGGGUGGCAGAGGAGUUGAUGGGUCGAAGAAAAUGGAAAUUGUAUCAAGAUGCAUUGAUACCAAAGCGAUCAGAAGGCGAACAGUCAAGCGGAGACGAGUCCAUGGCUGCCACAGACCACCCUCCCGCGCUCAAGAUAAAGACCAUCCAGCAGAUCAACGAAGCGGACGAGGGCGAAGAACCCGUCAGAAAGGACUCGAUCCUCGAAAGCCUAAUAAAGAGGCCCGCUACAGCGCCCAAGCUGGAGCCCCAAGAACCAGCAGAUUGGAAGCCAGCGGACAAGUGCUACUUCUGCGUGGACGAGCGUGGCGAAAGGGCGGACAGGGCGGAAGGGGCGGACGCUAGGGCGGGCGGCGCGAACAGUCCCGCAUCGGAGUCGGAUAGCAGUUCUGUGUCGGGUGCGAAGAGUCCAGCUGCCGCCGGGCCACCUCUUCUGCAGCAUUUGCUGCAGCUGCAACUGCAGAGCCAAAACCCGCAGGCGAUAGCACAGGCUUACACGGAGAUGUGUGUGCAGUUCCAACAGAUGAUAGCUGCGUUGGCUGCGCUAGGCACAGGGCUGGUGCCGCCGGCGCUGCCCCAGGCCUGGAUGAUGCAGAGGCUGGCUGCGGCGAGACCACCCUUGGAUAGGCUAGAGGCUGAAAAGGUCGGCGCCCCCAGUUCGUCCCCAACCAUCACGGAACAGCCCCUGGAUCUCAGCGCGAAGUCCACAUCCAGCACGAGUGGUACUCCACCACCUGACAUUAAGGGCCAUGAGAAUUCUAGUUUCAUAGUUAAUGGGUGCAUUCACAUGGCAUUGUUUGUGCGAUCCGGGUGCAAUGUUUCAAUAGGAAACGACACGCCAUGCUGGGCUAACGCGUGUGGUCCACCACGCCGAGAAGCUCAGCGUCAGCUUGGGAUAGAACCCUCUGAUAAGGCCGCCCAAUAUCAGUGUUGGGACGAAGGAUUAAAACGCGCAGUUCUCGAGGGCACGAGUAAUAGCACCACGAGGCGCAAUUACACAGAGGACGAGCUCCAGUCUGCGCUUCGGGAUAUACAGUCCGGCAGACUAGGAACGCGCAGAGCCGCCGCCGUCUACGGCAUCCCGCGAUCCACCCUCAGGAACAAGGUCAACAAACACGGCCUGGCACCGGAAGCCCCGGAGUCAGAGGACAGUGACCCCGAGAAACCGGACACGCCCUCCUCGGUGAUUCUCAAGAUUCCCUCGUUUCCACCCCCGGACGAUAAGAGUCCUUCGCCCGCUACGCCCGUCACCACGCCGGUGACUCCGAUAACCCCGAUAUUACCUCCGCAACCGUCUCUCAAUCCUCCCUCACAACUACUACUUCCGCCAUCUGUGUUCGCAGACCCGCCUGCCCCGCAACACCUGUUCACGUCUCUCAGUGACGUCAUAGCCAAGAGCAUAAGCCAAAAGUUCCAACAGCCUCUAGAUAGGCCAUCGCAAGCGGAGUUGUCGUACAUGAGAGCGCCCGACAGGCACGUUUCCGUGAUCAAGACGCCCCCGGACAACCAGAGGAACUAUGCGAUACCGAGCAAUUCCAAGGCCACCAACAACGGGCAGCCGGCGACCGGCGGGAAGGGCACGAGGCCCAAACGGGGCAAAUACAGGAACUACGACCGAGAUAGUCUCGUCGAAGCGGUGAAAGCCGUCCAGAGAGGCGAGAUGUCCGUGCACAGAGCGGGCUCCUACUACGGAGUGCCGCAUUCGACCCUCGAGUACAAGGUGAAGGAGCGGCAUCUGAUGCGGCCCCGGAAGAGGGAGCCGAAACCGCCGCAAGACACUAAACCUCAACCGCCAAAACCGCCACCGAAACCUCCCACGAAGCCCUUCACUAACGGCCUGAACGGCCCCGAUGCGCAGGGCUACCCCCCAAGCUAUCCGUUCUGGCCGCGAACCGGUUUCGCCCCCCCGCCGACCUCCGACCUGUACACGUCACACAUGAUGCGAAGGCUGCGCGGGGAAGCGCCUCCACCGGCGAACGGUUCGUUCCUAGAGGGCAUAAUCCGAUCGAGUCUGGAGCAGCCCGGAGCCGCGUUGCUGCAGCGGCUGACGGCGGAACCGCGAGCGGAAGCGCCCAGUUUACUGCGGCGGCUCGCCGGAGAACCCGACGACGAGCCGGUGGCCCGGCGUCCCAGGCUGGACUCGGACCACCAGCUCGCGGCGGAGAUGCGCGAAGCGGUGCAGCGGCUGCGCGCCGACAAGCUGCGACCGCGGAACGGCACUCCGACGCCCCCCGGCCGCGUCUCCAGCCCCGAGGCGCCGAGCCAAGCGCCGGCGCACACCGCCUAG